This is a messenger RNA of Gadus morhua (Atlantic cod), 7311 nucleotides long. It is a transcript of the gene sbf2, whose product is annotated as SET binding factor 2. Gene Ontology annotation, molecular function: guanyl-nucleotide exchange factor activity. The record is from RefSeq and is a predicted model, not a curated record. Gene Ontology annotation, cellular component: membrane; cytoplasm. Lineage: Eukaryota; Metazoa; Chordata; Actinopteri; Gadiformes; Gadidae.
UUGCGCGCAGGCGCAUUGCCAUUCCUGUCAAACAUGGCUGUGCUUUUGAAGAAAGAAAAAUGCUGAAUUGUAUUGGUAUAUUUCGGGAAAAACAGCAAACAUGGCUAGAUUCGCUGAUUAUUUUAUUGUCGUGGGAUAUGAUCAGGAUAAAUCUGGUUCCGAAGAGGGAUGUGGAAAGAUUAUUCAGCGCUUCCCUAAGAAGGACUGGGAGGGUACAGCGUUUCCUCAGGGUGUGGAGAUGUUCUGCCAGCCAGGAGGUUGGAGGCUAUCCAGGGAGAGGAGAGCACCCACGUUCUUCACAGUUGUGCUGACUGAUAUCGAAUCUGACCGGCACUACUGCUCCUGUCUCACUUUCUUUGAGGCUGAAGUAAAUCUACAGGGGUCCAAGGCAAUCGAUGGGGAUGGGGAUGAAGACGAAGAGGAAGAUGGCAUGGUUCAGCCGGCUCAAGUAUUUGCACCAAAAAGUCUCAUCCUUGUCUCCAGGCUGGAUUUUCCAGAAAUAUUCCGGGGCUGUCUGGGUCUGAUCUACACGGUGUACAUCGACAGCCUGAGUUUCCCCUUGGAGGGUCUGGUGGCCAACCUGUUUAUCUUCCAGGUUCCAGUGGCUGGUGGAUCCCAGAAGCUGUUUUCCCUGGGAGCUGGGGAUCGGCAGCUCAUCCAGACCCCUCUGAAUGACAGCCUGCCUGUUACCAGCAAGAGUGUGGCCCUGCUCUUCCAGCAGCUAGGGAUCCAGAACGUCCUGAGCCUGUUUUGUGCGGUCCUGACGGAACACAAGGUGCUGUUCCACUCCACCAGCUACCAGCGGCUGGGGGAGGCCAGCCGGGCGCUGGAGGCCCUCAUGUUCCCUCUCAAAUACAGUUACCCCUACAUUCCCAUCUUACCUUCACGGCUACUGGAGGUGUUGAGCUCCCCUACCCCCUUUAUUAUUGGAGUGCACUCCAUGUUCCAGACAGAGAUUCAGGACCUGUUGGAUGUCAUCAUUGCUGACUUGGACGGAGGGACAAUCAAGAUUCCCGAGUGUAUUCAUCUGUCGCUUCUCCCCGAACCCUUGUUAACUCAAACACAGACCGCCCUGUCCUUGGUAUUGCACCCAGAUCUGGAGAUAGCAGACAAUGCAUUCCCCCCACCCCGCACUGCUCUGUCCAACCUCAAACUAUUGGAUAAGGAGGUGAGAGCUGUCUUCCUCAGGCUCUUUGCGCAACUCUUCCAGGGUUAUAGAUCAUGCCUGCAGCUCAUCCGGAUCCACUCUGAACCUGUCAUUCACUUUCACAAGACUGCCUUCCUGGGUCAGCGAGGCCUGAUCGAGAAUGACUUCCUGACCAAGGUCUUGGAUGGUAUGGCCUUCGCUGGCUUCGUCUCAGAGAGGGGUCCACCUUACCGGGCGUGUGAUCUCUUUGAUGAGCUGGUGGCCUUUGACGUAGAUCGCAUCAGGGAAGAGGAUGCGGACCCAGUGAAGCUGCAGAAGCACAUGCGGGAUCUCUCGGAGCAGUUGUACAAAAAUGAGAACCCCAACCCCCACAUGGCGUUCCAGAAAGUCCCGCGGCCCUCGGAGGGCUCCCACUUGCGGGUGCACCAGGUGCCCUUCCCCCCUCUGCAGGACGACAAGGUGGAGGGACUGCUGCUGGAGGCCGCCGCCAAGCACGCCGCCACCCCGGCCGUGCCUCGCCCCGAGAAGAAGUGUGUGGUGCCGGCCGGACCCCCCGUGGUCUCCAUCAUGGGCAAGAGCUGCUCGGUGUUCAACAGCGCUCGCAGGCUGGAGGUGGUGAGGAGCUGCAUCUCCUUCGUCUUCGACAACAACAACCUGGAGACGGAGAAGAGCCUGCCAGCUGCGCUGAGGGCCCUGAAAGGCAAGGCAGCGCGCCAGUGUCUGACCGAGGAGCUCUGUCUCCACGUGCGGCAGAACCGGGCCAUUCUGGAUCACCAGCAGUUUGACUACAUCAUCCGCAUGAUGAACUGUGCUCUCCAGGACUGUUCCAGCUCAGAGGAGUUCACCGUGGCGGCCGCCCUUCUUCCCCUCAGCACCGAAUUCCACCGGAAACUAGCCGGGGUGAAGCAGUACGCCUACACAUGUGUCCAGGAUCAUCCCAUCUGGACAAACCAGCAGUUCUGGGAGGCUACCUUCUACAGCGAGGUCCAGAACAAGAUCCGUUCCCUGUAUCUCAGCAGUGCGGAGGAGAAAGUAGGCAUCACUGCCAGACUGAAGGACGCGGCUCCCCUGGCACCAGAAGCCCAGGCAGCGGCAGGGUUAGGCCGGGCCGAGGAGCACACAGCCAUGGACCUGGCCGCGGAGCAGCUGCGCGCCUGGCCCUGCCUCAGCAAGCAGAAGCAGCAGGAGCUGGUGAAGAACGAGGAGAGCACCGUGUUCGGCUGGGCCAUCCACUACGCCAGCCUCAUGGUCUACCUGCUGGUGCCUCUGGACACCAGCAAGAACAAGCUGCUGCGCAACCACCCCGCCACCGACUGGGAGAGCGGCAGCAACAGCAUAGUGACCAACAGCAUGGCGGGCAGCGUGGCGGAGAGCUUCGACACGGAGAGCGGCUACGAGGACUCUGAGAGCAGCGACGCGGCCAACUCUGUGGUGCGCUUCAUCGUCCGCUUCAUCGACAAGGUGUGCACGGAGAGCGGCGUGACCCAGGAGCACAUCAAGAGUCUGCACAACAUGAUCCCAGGCCUGGUAGCGAUGCAGAUCGAGGUUCUGGAGACGGUGCACAGAGAGAGCCGGAGGCUGCCUCCCAUUCCAAAGCCUAAGAUCCUGCGGCCCACGCUGCUCCCCGGGGAGGAGCUGGUGUCGGAGGGGCUGCGGGUGGUCCUCGACCCCGACGGCAGGGAGGAGGCCACGGGGGGCCUCCUGGGAGGUCCGCACAUUCUGCCAGCAGAGGGCGCCCUCUUUCUCACCAACUACCGCGUCAUCUUCAAAGGAACGCCGCACGACCCUCUAGUGGGGGAGCAGCCGGUCAUCAGAGCCUUCCCAGUUUCCACCCUGGUCAAGGAGAAGAAGAUCAGCCUCCAGAACCAGCUGCAGCAGAACAUGCAGGAAGGCAUGCAGCUCCGCUCCGCCUCCUUCCAGCUGAUCAAAGUGGCCUUUGACGAGGAGGUGACCUCAGAGAUGGUGGAGAUCUUCAGGAAGCACGUGCAGAGGAUCCGCUACCCACAGUCCAUCUUCAGCAGCUUCGCCUUCGCCGCGGGACAGGCGGCCCUGCAACUCAGCCAUCCCAAGCAGAAGGAGAAAAACACAGGCUUCAGGACACUGUCCAAGUCCAUUGUGAAGGGAGCCCGGAAGGCGGGGAAGAUCACCAUGGGCAGAGGCGGCCAGACCACCCUGAAGAAGAGCGAGCGGGGCAGUAGGAUGACGUGGAACGAUGACGACGACAUUUCAAUAUCGGAUGACGGGGAGCCCCCCCCCAGCAGCACUCUGCGGGCCUCAGAGAAGUCCACCAUGGAGCAGCUGGUGGAGCGGGCGUGUUUCCGUGACUACCAGAGGCUGGGCCUGGGGACCAUCACCCUCAGCGCGUCCCGCACCAAAACGGGCGAGCAGUUCCGGAUAACUGCGGCCAACCGACUCUACUCCCUCUGUCGCAGCUACCCGGGGCUGCUGGUGGUUCCCCAGGCCGUGCAGGACAGCAGCCUGCACAAGGUGGCCCGCUGCUACAGACACAACCGGCUGCCCGUGGUGUGCUGGAAGCACCCCCGCUCCAAGGCCCUGCUGCUGCGCUCCGGGGGCUUCCACGGCAAGAGUGUGGUGGGGCUCUUCAAGUCCCAGAAUCCCUCCACUACAACCACUACUUCAUCCUCCGAGUCUUCCAGUAGUCUAGAACAGGAGAAGUACCUGCAGGCCAUCCUUGACUCCGUUCCAGUCCACUUCAAGAUGAACGGCAACAACACGCUAUCCAACCGCUCCCAGAUCGGACUGUCACCAGGUAGUGAAAGGCGGACGUCCAGGAUACCAAAGAUGGCCCCUGUCCAUUUAGAUAUCCCCUUCUCAAACAGCUUCACCAGGGGGGUGCUUGGGUACAGGGAUAAACUAUUCAAUCACUCAAACCCAAAGUCUGCCAGUAAGGGAACAGCCCAAAAUCAAGGUGUGUGGGCCAGCCUUCGCUCUAGCAGUCGUCCCAGCCAGCUCCAAUCGCCGGGUGAGCAGGGUGCCAGGAUAGCCGGGAAGGAUCUGGCGCCCCCUGCAGGGAGCAGCGGCCUUCAGGCUCAGCUCCUCAAGCAACAGGCGGCAUUCUACAUCUUCGGAGAGAAGUCUCAUCUACGGGGCCUGAAGAUGGACUCGUCGCUGAACUGUGAGCUGGUGCCGGUGGACUUUGCGGACACACGACAGGUGAAGGCGGCGUUCAAGAAGCUGCUUAGGGCGUGCGUUCCCAGCGCCACCUCCUCGGACGCGGAGGACUCCUUCCUCAGAGCCCUGGAGGAGUCUGAGUGGAUCUCACAGCUACACAAGAUCCUAGAGUUGGCCCUGCUGCUGGUGGAUCUGCUGGACACCGGCUCCUCGGUUCUUCUCAGCCUGGAGGACGGCUGGGACAUCACCACACAGGUGGUGUCUCUGGUGCAGCUGCUCAGCGAUCCCUUCUACAGGACUCUGGAGGGCUUCCAGGUGCUGCUGGAGAAAGAGUGGCUCUCCUUCGGCCACAAAUUCAGCCAGCGCAGCAACCUGAGCCCCGGCAGCCAGGGCAGCGGCUUCACGCCCAUCUUCCUGCAGUUCCUGGACUGUGUCCACCAGCUUUUGGACCAGCAUCCUCUGGAGUUUGAGUUCAAUCAGCAGUAUGUGAAGUUCCUGGCGUACCAUCACAUCUCCAACCGGUUCAAGAACUUCCUGCUGGACUCUGACUACGAGCGCCUAGAGCACGGCACGUUGUUCGAGGACAAGGGGGAUAAGCAGGCCAGGAGGGGCGUGUGCAUCUGGGAGUGGAUCAACCGAAUGCACAGGAAGAGCCCCGUCUUCUUCAAUUAUAUGUACCGGCCCAGUGAGACUGAGCCCACCCUGAAGCCGGUCAUCAUCAACAUCCCCAGCCUGGCCAAGUGGGACUUCUUCACGGACGAGACGCUGUCCACCGGGCCGGCCUACGACUGCAGGAUGAUGGCGUCGCGGGGGGACGGGGCCGACGAGGCGGACACCAUCUCCACCAGCAGGAGGCGCAUCGUGUGGCCCUGCUACAGCAGCGUGAGCCGCGCCCAGCCCGACGCCAUCACCCAGCUGCUGGCGGACAUAGAGAGGCUAGAGGGCGAGCUGCACCAGUCCCCAGAGAGGUGGCACACUACGUUGGAGCAGGUCCGAGCCAGCGUCCAGGAAGACCUCAAGCAAGAAGGAAACCUCCGGAAGCAGUCCCUGUCCCUCUCGGGGCUGAUCCCCACCUCCGGCCUGCAGGCGUUCCAGCGGCGCUCCAUGAUGCACCUCCCGGACAGCGGGCUGGGGGAGGACCGCAGCGCCGUCACCCCCAACGGGGUCAACCGCCGCGCGGCCACGCUCUACCACCAGUUCACCCCCAAGAACGACGAGAACAGGUCCUACGAGGGGAUCCUGUACAAGCGCGGAGCCCUCCUCAAGGGAUGGAAACCGCGCUGGUUCGUGUUGGACGUCACAAAGCAUCAAUUGCGAUACUACGACACCGGGGAGGACACUAACUGCAGAGGACACAUCGAACUGGCCGAGGUGGAGUCGGUGGUGAUCGCCGCCCCCACCAUCGGAGCUCCCAAACAUAUCAGCGAAAAGGCCUUCUUUGACCUGAAGACCAGCAAGAGAGUUUACAACUUCUGCGCCUCGGACGCUCCCACCGCUCUGGUCUGGAUGGACAAAAUCCAGAGCUGCAUCUCCGACGCCUGACGGGUGCACACACCCAGAACCACGUGGCCUGAUGGGUGCACGCACCCAGAACCUCGUGGCCUGACGGCUUCGUCACGGCAGGGUCCUCGCCGACAAAAGGUCUCCCGCGCCCCCCAAAGGUGCUCUCCAGCUUUUUUAAUUUUUUUUAUCUCGCAAAAGAGACACAGCUUCGGCUUAUCUUAGCUUAGCUGUCAACCACGGGGACCACAAGUGAACCAAGUGCCUGGUGUGGGGAGGACGUGGGUGUAACUGCCCCCCCCCCCCAAUCCGCCUGUUUCAAGGCAGCCUGCCGGGGCUGUCAUCGCUAUAUUUAUCUGCUUGAGUGUUGGAGUUGGCCAACGCCACCGCCCCCCCCCCCCCCUCCCCAUUGGUCUCUGCUUGCUGUCAACCCCCCCCCCCCCCCCACCGGGCCCGUAACCAAAUAGACUACGCAGACUACGUGAGGAGAAGCGAGGUAUGAUAAGCUAAUGUGUUUGAGGGUUUACACUACCAAAAUAAAGGUUGCCCUGUGCAACGUGGCUAAUAGAUGGAAAGCAAUACAAUAUCACUGGCCGUCACAAACUGUGGUUAGGUCUAUGGAUUUAAGACUAUUAGAUUAAAGGAAGAGAAUUGUAGAUUGAAAGCCUACGAGAGAAUUUAUAUCAGAUAUUUUAGUAUGAGGAAAGAACAGUUAUUGCUGCUUGAGUCAAAGUAUGAUCCACCAAAACUCAGAGAUUUUCAUGCACAACGAGGCAAUCUAAUUGCACUCAGCUCUAAAAUAUGCACUCCUUAUCCGUUUUGAACAGACGCAGACAGAAAGACAAAAGAUUACUUUAUAUUGUACAGACGACAUUUACUCUUCCAAGAGCUCAAAGGAGAAAGAAUUUGCACAGUAAAGUUCAAACAGUUACCUGAAUUUUUCUUAUUUAAAUAAGUGUUUUCUCCCUUUGGGUUAAACGUUGUUAAUGUUUUCUGACACAUGGAUAACACAUUUGUUCCUUGAAAUGUAAAUUAUUCUUUUUUUUUUAUUAAAAAAUGUAACUCCUUUUCAAGUGUUGUGGAUUAGUCUUUAAUGUAAAUAAUCAUUUGACAUUUCAUUUUUACCAGUGCGUCGAUGUGUAUCCUUUUCUUAAUCUUAAUCCAUGCCGUGACCAGUCCGCAGUCAAACUUUUAUAACGUGUUAUUUGUACAAAUACCUGAGUAGCCUGUUUCUUUGUGUUAUAAAAAAAAUGAAGGAGAUACAACUGUAUUUCUCCAUUCGUCAGACUUUCUCUGUGUCUUUUAAGGGCUUUUUAAACGGGGGGGUGAACUGAUUGGUGAGGCUGUGGCGUAUUUUUUUAUCAGUUUUUUGUCUGUGCAUCAAUACUGUUUCUUAAAAAAAAAAAGCAAAAAAUGAACUACCAAGUCAUAUGAGUAGCCUUUGUGUAUUACUGUGUCUUUGUACCUUUUGUGUUGUGUUGUGUCACUAACUUCUCUUGGAAAUAAACUACUUGAAAGUACUUGAAACAACA